UGAGGGUGGAGCCAUCACAAACAAACUACACCUCCCAUGUAGCACGUCGGUGAGGGCGCUUCAGCUCGGUUUAGCGUUUGGAAAAAAAAAAGUUACCUAAUUAUUUCCAGACUACAGUAGACUCCCCUUUUCUCAAACUGAAGCUGUGGCAAGUUUAAUAACCUAACAGAAAUAAAGCAUAGCUGCCACAGCAGAGAACCAAAGAUGCCCACUGAACCUGGCGCGGUCCAAAUAGUGACCGUCAAUAAGGAGGAUCACUCCUUUGGUUUGGACACAAAAGCACUCGAACAAGUACUCCUAGCACCUGAGAUCCGAGAUAUGGAAGUGGUGGUGGUGUCUGUUGCUGGUGCUUUUCGCAAGGGAAAGAGUUUUCUCCUGGACUUCAUGCUUCGGUACAUGUACAGGAAGCCCGGUCAGGACUGGCUUGGUCGGGAGGACGAGCCCCUCACAGGAUUCUCUUGGAGAGGAGGCUCAGAGCCUGAGACCACAGGCAUCCAGCUGUGGAGUGAAGUCUUCACUGUGAGGAAAAGUAAUGGCACAGAGGUGGCAGUGGUGCUUAUGGACACGCAGGGAGCAUUCGAUAACCAGUCCACUGUGAAAGACUGUGCUACAAUCUUUGCCCUCAGCACCAUGACCAGCUCAGUGCAGAUAUACAACCUUUCACAGAAUAUCCAAGAAGAUGACUUGCAGCAGCUUCAGCUGUUCACAGAGUAUGGCCGACUGGCACUGGAUGAAAUCUUUUUAAAGCCCUUUCAGUCACUCAUGUUUCUGAUAAGAGACUGGAGCUUCCCCUACGAGUACACCUAUGGGUUGAAGGGAGGCAGUCAAUUCUUGGAUAAACGGCUCCAGGUGAAGGAAUCUCAACAUGAGGAGCUGCAGACAGUGAGAAAGCACAUUCAUUCCUGUUUCACGUCUAUUUCCUGCUUCCUGUUACCACACCCUGGCUUGAAGGUUGCCACGAGCCCUUCAUUUCAGGGACAACUCUGUGAUGUGGCUCCAGAGUUUAAAACUGAGCUAUGCAGCCUCAUUCCCAUGCUGUUGGACCCUGACAGACUGGCUGUGAAGGAGAUCAAUGGCAACAAAGUGACAUGCAGGGGUUUGCUGGAGUACUUCAAGUCAUAUAUUAAAAUAUAUCAGGGUGAAGAUCUACCACACCCAAAGUCUAUGCUGCAGGCUACAGCUGAGGCUAACAAUUUGGCAGCUGUGGCAUCCGCUAAGGACCAGUAUUACAAGAAUAUGGAGAAGGUCUGUGGUGGGGAUCUGCCCUAUGUGGCACCUGACUCUCUGCUGGAGAAGCAUAACUUCUUCAAGGGUGAGGCCCUCCAUCUCUUUAGCAGCAUUAAGAAGAUGGGUGGGAAGGACUUCUGUGCCCCUUAUCAGGCUCAGCUAGAGUCUGAGCUAAAUGAACUCUACGAGUCCUUCAGCAAGCACAAUGAGUCAAAGAACGUUUUCAGCGCAUUCCGCACACCAGCAGUGCUUUUUGUCCUGGUUUGUCUCUUGUAUGUGCUCUCGGCGCUUUUACUGUUCAUUGGCCUGGGCAGUGUUUCGUUCGCAUGCGACUGUAUGCUGGGUCUGGCCAUGGUAGCUAUGCUCACCUGGGCCUUCAUUCGCUACUCUGGCCAGUACCGAACUGUUGGCAUUGCCAUAGACCAGGCGGCUGGGGUGUUACUGGACCAGGCUACAGGAAUGCUGAAUAAAUCAAGAACCCAAGCAAUUACGCAAGACAAAAAAGCAAGAUAGCUUUUUGGGCUAAUCAGAGAUUCCAGAUUGAGAUACAAACAGCACAACACAAAUUCGACCAAUCAUUUGACAACAAAUAUUGCUAACACUUUCCUAAGCAUGGCACUUAAACCUGUCUUCUGUUGCAACGUAUUUUCUCUUAAAAAGGUGCAAUCGGUGUAUUUUACCAUGACAAAUAGUAUACCAUAUUUGACUUAUUUGUUUUUUCUUUCAUGAAAAUUUGGUUUGAUCUCAAUUGUUAAUUGCAAAAAGCCUAUUAUUCAGAUAUUCAGCUCCUAUGAAAAUGUACUGAUUGUAUCUUUUUUUAAGAAAAAUGUAUGUUGUCAAAAAAGUACGUCAUCAGACAACUUACCAGGCACAAGAUUGCUUUUGCACAAGGUCUGUCCUCCUUAAAGGAGAUGAAGUAAUUGUUUACAAGUACUUAUUUUAAUAUUACCAAAGAUCUUGCCCUUUGUAGUAAGACUCACAGACACCUUUCAUGGCAGUUUAUGUCAUACAGGAAGUUGCACUGGACAUAAAUGUCUUUUUCGUAUUUAUAUCUUUACACAAAAAGCCAUGACUUUAUUAAAACUCACACUUGAUAUAAUAAGAUCUGGUAUACUGUAAAAGAAAUGUAAUAACACUAUAAUGUGUACCAUUUACAGAACAUUGUUACUUUAGCACCUGUAUGGGAUUAUGUAUACAUUCCAUCUUUUCAACAAACUUGAACAUUGCAUUUGCUUUAUACUCCUUUGGAAUUUUGUGUGUUUGUGUUAUUGUCGUGUCUUCUGUUUUGGGAGUUAAAAAUUGUACUCAUCAGAAAAGACCUGGCCACAUUAGCACAUUAAAUUGUUGGGUGCUUUUAAAACAACUGUGGUAAGAAAUCAUUUAAAACUUGGUCUUUAGUUCCAUUGUAGCCACAUGGUAGUUAACCAAAUUAGGAAGCGAUGCGCUGAGAGGUCAGUCUGAUUCAAAUUGAGUUUUUUUGUUUUGUUUUGGGUUUCUUUUGUUUGUUGGUUGGUUGACAAUGUUAAUGACAGUGUCACGGUUUUUCUACAUCAUCUCCUAUAACUGUUACUGCUCCUUUGCUGAUUAAAUAAGUGAUGCACUCUUGCACUCUUCUUUGUCAUAAAAUUAUUCUUUUCUGAGUUUUUCCUCUGUGUUGUUUUAAUAUUUCGCCCUAGGUUCUGUUACAAACUGAAACUGUAAUCACAUUGCAUUUUACCUUUAAGUUAAUUAAACAUAAGUCUUGUGGAUAAUGUGGAGUUUAGAUAUCAGGCUUAUAUGGGAACAAUUUGUUUGUUUGUUUGUUUUGUUUUCAGUGAAGAUCUGAGUCAUGUGAUCACUCAGCUUGCAAGUUACGGAUCUGUCACAUUCUUUAUACACAUUUUAUGGCAUCUUAGCCUCACUUAUGGCCUCUGCUUGUGUAUAGUAGUUUUAUUCAUUCAGGCAAUGCAAAGGACCAGCUUUAAAUCUGCCAAGUGUUCUUGGUAUAUGAAGAGCUCUAUUCAUAUAGCAAUGUUACAUUUCCUUAUGCAUCCCAUUAAAAGUCAUAUGCAUGUGA
Molecule: messenger RNA, 3283 nt
Organism: Pangasianodon hypophthalmus (striped catfish)
Lineage: Eukaryota; Metazoa; Chordata; Actinopteri; Siluriformes; Pangasiidae
Gene: atl3
Product: atlastin 3
Exons: 14
Coding region: 205-1740 (511 amino acids)
Biological process (GO): protein homooligomerization; endoplasmic reticulum organization
Molecular function (GO): GTP binding; GTPase activity
Source: RefSeq, a predicted model, not a curated record